AUGGCCGUUAUGGAGAGAGACCAGCCAGUUGAACUGGCUGACCUUCCCGAAAGAUCUGCCCUGGUAUUGUACGGGUCAGAGACGGGCAACAGUCAAGACAUUGCAGAAGAGCUUGGCAAGAUGACACAGCGAUUGCAUUUCAAGACUAAAGUUGAUGAACUAAACAUGGUCCAGCUUUUCCCCCAGCUCCCACUGUUUACUCAACACAUGACUGAUGGUAUCACAGGUUCAACUGGGCUGCUCGAAAAUUACACAAGCGUCUUGAACAGCUGGGUGCCACUGAGUUUUAUCCUCGAGGCGAGGGCAACGAACAAGACGAUGACGGCCGCUGAAGGAUUCCUAAAUUACAGUCACUUGAUAACGUUAGGGGGGUCAUCAGCGGCUGCCACUCCAUUGGAUGCGGGUGCUGAACAGCUGAACCAACAAGCAUUGCAGAAUCUUAUUCCCGCAGUGCCUGGCGGUCUUGUCGUCGAAGUCAACUCAAACACCCGGGUCACGCCAACUGAGCACUGGCAAGAUGUCCGAAGACUUUCUUUCGGGAUUCGUCAUCUACAACCACCGGCACUUCAAUUCAAUCCUGGCGACUGCCUGAGGCUCUACCCCAGAAAUCUACCUCAAGAUGUCGAGAAGCUCUUGCACGUGAUGCAAUGGGGGGCUAUUGCGGACAACAUUGUGGACUUGGGGACGCUCAAUGAACGCCCGACCGGUCUUUAUACGACCAACAUCACGACACUACGACGUCUGCUCACCGAGAACCUGGACAUAACCGCGAUUCCUCGGCGCAGUUUUCUUGAGGCUAUCUCUCACCAUUGCACGGAUUCAGAUCACAAGGAACGGCUCCUCGAAUUCACAAAGUCGGAAUACAUCGACGAGUAUUACGACUACGCUACUCGGCCGCGACGCACUAUCAUCGAGGUUCUCGAGGAGUUCCACUCGGUUCAGUUUCCUCCGGAGUAUGUACUUGAUGUCUUCCCCAUAAUCCGCGGCCGUGACUUCAGCAUUGCCAGCAUCGAGCCGUUAGAACCCGGAAGCGACUCUCCCUACAAGCUCGAGCUCCUCGUCGCCUUGGUGAAGUAUCAGACAGUCCUUCGAAAGAUCCGCACCGGUCUAUGCUCGCGCUACAUCAACCUACUCGCUGCAGGAAAUGCAGUACUAGCUAGCCACAAGCCGUCCCUGACGAGUCUGCAUGGCAAAUUGCACGCGCGUCGGCCACUCUGCGCCUUCGCAACCGGUACAGGCAUUGCACCCAUCCAUGCCCUCAUCCAGGAACGGCUCCGCUACGAUGACAACGAUUCGCCCACUGGCAGGGCCUUGCUCUUCUUUGGAAACCGCUCCCGCAACAAGGACUUCUUCUUCGCAGAUGAAUGGGCCGCCACGCCAUUUUCCAAGCUCGAGGUCCACACGGCGUUCUCGCGAGACCAAAAGGAGAAGAUAUAUAUACAAGAUGUCAUCCGGCAGCAGGCGCAGGCCGUCGUAGACAUGGCCCGGGAGAAUGUCAUCUUUAUCGUCUGCGGCGGCAGUAGUAAAAUGGCCACGGCGUGCCGGGCCGCGGUUGUGGAGUGCCUGCGCGUCGGUGGCCUCUGCGAAACCGAGACGGAGGCGGAGGAGAUACUGGCGAGGUUAACCUGGUGGCAGGAGAUCUGGUGA
This is a messenger RNA of Verticillium alfalfae VaMs.102, 1647 nucleotides long. Its product is annotated as sulfite reductase flavoprotein alpha-component. Gene Ontology annotation, molecular function: flavin adenine dinucleotide binding; oxidoreductase activity; FMN binding. The transcript has 3 exons. The record is from RefSeq and is a predicted model, not a curated record. Bases 1 to 1647 code for a protein of 548 amino acids. Lineage: Eukaryota; Fungi; Ascomycota; Sordariomycetes; Glomerellales; Plectosphaerellaceae. Gene Ontology annotation, cellular component: cytosol.